Mercenaria mercenaria is the source of this 3042-nucleotide messenger RNA. Its product is annotated as kinesin-like protein KIF23. The record is from RefSeq and is a predicted model, not a curated record. Gene Ontology annotation, biological process: microtubule-based movement. Bases 133 to 2859 code for a protein of 908 amino acids. Gene Ontology annotation, molecular function: microtubule motor activity; ATP hydrolysis activity; ATP binding. Gene Ontology annotation, cellular component: kinesin complex; nucleus; microtubule. Lineage: Eukaryota; Metazoa; Mollusca; Bivalvia; Venerida; Veneridae. The transcript is spliced from 23 exons.
ACAGCAGUUUCAGUAAAACGCAAUUUGAUUGGCUUACAGGAAUGUAAAGCACGAAAUUCGAAAGAAGACAAGAGGAAUAGAAACAAAACAAAAACAAUCCAGAAGUCAAAUUCUUCGAAUUUAAAGAGCGAUAUGCCACCAAUGAGACCUCAGAGAGGCAAGACACCAAGAAAGAGAGGCAAGACAGGAGGAAGUACCUCUGACGUUGUCGAACCAGUUGAGGUAUACUGUCGAGUACGACCAUUGGAUAACCCUGGAGAUGCUGUGUGUUUGACAGUGGUCAGUAAUGAUACAGUGAAACUUCUCUCCUCAGAGAAUACGCUGGCAUUUGCACGUACAGGACAGCUAAAAGAGAUCCAAUACAAAUUCCAGCAUGUAUUUGACGAGUAUACGUCACAGAAGGCAGUGUUUGACCAUGUUGCCUACCCUCUUAUUGAUGACCUGGUGCACGGGAAAAAUGGAUUGCUUUUCACAUAUGGUAUCACAUCAUCGGGUAAAACAUACACAAUGACAGGAACGCCACAAGAUCAGGGCAUACUUCCACGUUGCCUGGAUGUCAUCUUCAACAGCAUAGGGGAGUACCAGUGCAAGAAAUACGUAUUCAAACCAGACAAGAUGAAUGGCUUCGAGGUACAAACAGAAGCAGAUGCCAUGAUGGACAGACAGAGGAAAGAUAUCUUACCUGGCCUUACCCCUAAAACACCUGGCACACCCAGAAUAAGAGAAAAAUAUGAGUUUGGUAGAGAUUGUGGACGUCUUGUUGAUCCUAGUCGUGUAAAUGAUGUCGAUGAAGAUAACACAUAUGCCGUGUUUGUAUCGUACAUAGAGAUCUACAACAACUAUGUGUACGAUCUGCUAGAAGAGCUUCCGUAUGACCCAAUUACAGGAUACAAAGCACCGCAGUCAAAGUUUCUGCGUACAGAUAGCUGUGAUAACAUGUAUGUGAUGAGCUGUACAGAAGUAGAAAUCAAAAGCCCAGAGGAAGCCUUUGAGGUUUUAUACAAAGGUCAGAAAAGACGAAAAGUCGCCCACACUGCACUGAAUGCAGAGUCCAGUAGAAGCCACAGUAUAUUCAACAUCCGCUUGGUUCAAGCACCGCUUGACCCUUGUGGCCAGGAAGUUUUACAGGACAAUGAGAAGAUAUUUGUAAGUCAGUUAUCCCUGGUAGAUCUUGCCGGGAGUGAGAGAGUGAACAGGACAAACAAUAAAGGAGAUAGACUGAAAGAAGCUGGUAAUAUAAACCAAACAUUGAUGUCAUUGAGAACAUGUUUGGAAAUGCUGAGAGAGAACCAGAUGAGUGGCGGCAACAAAAUGGUGCCGUAUCGGGACUCAAAACUUACACACCUGUUCAAGAACUACUUUGAUGGUGACGGCAGGGUCAGAAUGGUUGUUUGCGUGAAUCCUAAAGCAGAGGAAUUCGAUGAGACUGUGCAUGUUAUGAAGUUUGCCGAGAUGUCUCAAGAGGUCAUGGUUCAGCGGUCCCAGCAGGUGAAGUUUGACCUUGGAUUGACCCCGGGUCGUAGACGCCUUGGCGAAAAGUUGCGAGAGGAGAGAAUGAGAGAAGAGGCAGAAAGAGAAAAAGAAAGAGAAAUGAUGCCUGUACCGUCCCCAAGUUUGAUCUAUUCUCUUGGUCCAGAUUUCCCCAAUCUUGAGUUGGUAGAUUACAGUGAUGAGGAGACAUUGAGAAAGUUGAUAGAGUGUCUGUGUGAACGUGAUACUAGAAGACAAACACUGCUUAUUGACUUUGAAGCCAAAGGUAAUCAGUUUAGGAACUAUUUACUUGACUUUGAGAGGGAUUACGACCGUUUGAAAGAAAGAAACGAGGAGCUGGAAGCGGUAACAAACAAACACGGUAGUACAACAUCUAAAUUAGAGUCAAAAUGUCGUAGUCUAGAACAGAAAGUCAGCUCUCUACAGCAACAGUUGAACGAGGCUGACAGAAUGAGGCGAGAGUUUGAAGCUAAGUUAUAUGACAAGAAUAUGAAGAUUCGACAAGAACAGUCAGAAAAGGAAAGAUUAAAGGACAAUUUCAAACAGAGAUUGGAGAUGAACAACAUCCAUUGGGAGGACAACUUGGAUAAAGAAAGAAGGAAGAUAGAGAGGGAGUUGGGAAUGGCCUUGGAGGAGAAGGAGAAGAAGUUUAGUAUGAUGAAAGAAGUCUUAGAUAGUGAAACUCCCAUCGCCAAACCUAGAACAUUUAAAACACCUGCCACUAGUACUAAAACUAGAACAUACACAACACCAGGUGUGAUACAGAGUGCUAGAUCUGAAUCUGAUGUGUCGUCUAUUGGUGUUCCUACCCCACGGACAAGAACAACAUCAGCUGUUCCGUCAGUCCGACCCUGGGGCUAUGGUGGUAACAACAAACGUCCAGUUCCCAAAACACCAACAGCCACACCUAGAAGUAUACCACAGUAUAAUUUAAGACAUAGAAGAUCUAAGUCCAACACAGAAACAUGGCUGGACCAUAAACCACAGGGACACUUAGAUCUAGACACAGUGUUGCAGCCUUCACUAAAGAAAAAGAAAUCUGUGAGCAAACUAGACACUAAGGAUACAAAAAUGGCAUCAAAAUAUAUGUUAACAGACCAAGGGCUUAAUUCUGAUGGAGAGUUUCAAACCAGGUACUUCAAGGGAGAUGUGAUACCUACCUCAGGGGGUGGAGCUUCUGUCGUUUUUAAUGACGUAGAAAUCCACAAACAGAAAGAGCCAGGAACGAGGAAGCGUCGCAGCUCAUGUCCUCAACCAACAGAUUUUGAUGGGGAGUGGACGGAUCCUGAAGAACGUUGUGCAAUUGCCAUUGAAGGCCAUAGAAGAAAGAGAAGCAAACAAUCCCCAGAACUGGUAUCUGUUGUUUAAAAAAGAAAAGUCGCCAAACUCCAGAAUCUAGGGUUUGAAAAGAAGAUCGAAUUACCAAGGCAACAGUUUCAUACAUCUGCAACAACAAACUUCUAGAACAGUAGGCACUUAUUAAACAUACCUACAAAAAUAUUUGUAUAUCCCACGAGUACCUCAAGUUGUGGAAAAAAUUUGAUGGUAAAC